Messenger RNA from Purpureocillium takamizusanense, 1478 nucleotides. RefSeq lists its product as uncharacterized. Lineage: Eukaryota; Fungi; Ascomycota; Sordariomycetes; Hypocreales; Ophiocordycipitaceae. The transcript is spliced from 3 exons. Bases 1 to 1074 code for a protein of 357 amino acids. The record is from RefSeq and is a predicted model, not a curated record.
AUGGGCAUGAUCCUGGCCAUCUCGGCGAGCGAGCUCGAGACGAUGCGCCGCGCACAGCAGCUGAAGCCGAGGCCCCCGGCGCGUGAUGGUGGUGCCCUGCCUCGGCACGACGGCGUUGCGUACUACCGCCGGGCGCUCGAGGACUUUGGGGCCAUGCUGCGCGGGCUCGACUAUCGGUCGGCCCAGUGCCUCAACGAGGCGCUGGCCACAUUCUUCCUCAUGGUCGUGUACGAGCAGCAGUUUGGCCGGCACACGUCCGGGAUGGAGGCGCACCUGCGAGGGCUGUAUGCGUUCCUGGCGACGCUGUUUGCGACAAAGGGGGACUCGUCGUGGGCGGCACGGGUUCCGCUGCUCGGCCAGCAGCUGCUUCUCUUUACCAUGUACAUCAACUUGAACCUCAGCGUGCCCGACUCCCUGCCCAGGCUGUGGCGCGAGGCCGGGCACAAGACGUCGUGCGUCGCGGUCAUGGACCAGCUGUUCCACAACACCAGGGACGCGCUGCGCAACAUGUGGACGCCGGGGUAUCCCACCGAGGAGCUAGUCGACGACAUUUCCGUGUCCCGACCGCUGCAGUUCUAUCACGAGUGCUGCGUACUAAAGACAAAGCUGCUUCUUGCUCAGCACGACCAGUCUGCUGGCGCGGGGGACGAGGCUGCUUGGCAGCGUGAGCUAGAUCAGAUCGGCAGACGCUUCCAAGACCUCCUAGCGGUGGGCCGGCGGCCGGACGUCGACAUGCGCGAGCACGAGCUCCAGGCGAUACAGUUUGCCGUGGCCGAAUACCGCAGCUUGGCCGUGUACACCCACCGCCUGUUCUGCUCGUCGAGGAGGAGCCACUCGUGCCGGGACACAUGCUGCCGGCGCGAGCUCCUCGCCGAGACGCUGACGACGCUGCGCCGGGUCAUACGCGACGACAGGGAGAUGGCCGUGCGGGUGCAGUGGCCUCUGCUCGUGUUGCGGCGGUACAUGGAGUCGGAGGCGCAUCAGCUGCUGAGAGGAGAGAACAUCGACCAGGUGCUGGGCUCGCGAGGCCUGUUCCACCACCUGGGUCCCCUUUGGGAUUCACGCGUUGCAUGAAUUGGACGGACGUGCAUGAAGAGUCAAGACUCAAAACUCUCAGUUUCAACCUCGGUCUCAACUCUCAACCUGGCCCCGCCGCUUCGUGAGUGGCAACAUGGCGUGGUAACCCCUCAUCACCUCUUGCUGAAGAUUCCCUGGCGAUGCUCAUGAGGCAGGCCGAGGCUUGGCAGCGAGGUUAACGCGGGGGAACGAAGCCAUGUGAACUCUGGGCACUAGCGAUGCUCCAUCUGGCAUUUUGCGGGGGGUUGCGUUGUUAGCUUCACUUUUAACUCUGUAACCAUCCGGGCCGGCCGGGGAUGGCUGGAUGCAUGUGGGAUGGCUUGCCGAGACAGCCAAUCAUGCACGUCGAUUUGCCGGCAGAGCCAAUCAUGGGUUUCUCGCAGAAGGAGGCGAGUCCGGAG